GUCAAGACGGUCCCAUACAUGCAGUCAUUACGACCUCUCACUCAUUCAUUCAUCUGCAUCUCCUCUCUCCCGUCCAUCAUCCAUCCAUCCAUCGACCCAUGCAUGGCUCUCAUCUCAUUUGGCUCGCACGAAGCCGAUCAUGAGCUUGGAGCGGUCGAACACGGUGUAAAAAGCACGCAGGAACACCUGCACACAACACACACUUCCUGUCCCUGUCCCUCUCUCUCUCUGGCUGUCUGACCUGUCCGAGUGUCCACCCUCUGAUGUCAUCCGUCUCGCCGGCGUCGUCCGUCGCUAUGCCUGCAUGGGCACACAGAUACAGUGAUUUGUCGUACUUGUCUGUGUGUGUGUGUGUGUGUGUGGGCUGUAGCUGACCGAGCAUGCAUUCUGACUGUCCGUCCUCCCGCCGAAACUCCAAGACGUAAUCGUCCGGCGUCAACACAAGCUGCAGCCACACACACCCCCACACAUGAGGCGCACAUCCCCCUGUCUGUCUGUCUGUCUGUCUGUCUAGGUCUGUGUGACCUCCAGGACGUUGCCUUCGAGCCCCUGUAUCUGCAGCAUGAGGGACGGCAGCCGGCCGCGGUCGGCACACGACGACACACGCAGGUCAGACAGAUCGGUCGACUUGGGGGCGUAGAUGAGAUAAGUGCCAGUGUCUGAACAGACACGAAUGACACGUGUGUGUGUGUCUCCACUCAAUGCUUAUGUGUCACCGACCGACGAUCGACGUCUUCUCGCCGUCCAUGCUGAUGUCGAGGAGCGGCGCUGUGGCUGACGGGCUGUCUUGCGGCUGUGCCUUGCGAACGCCGAGGACAGUGACGGCCCAGUAGGACGAUGAGGGGUCGACAGGCGCCCACACAAACUCCUCGGCUGGCGUCCGCUUCAGUGACAGGUCCGCACCGCCAAACAAGAUCUGGCCGCCGUCGUGAGACAGAUGGUACGAGAACUGAUUGGCCAAGCUACACGUACACACACACACAGAGGUGAGAGAAAGACAUCUCAUCCGUGUGCCUGUCUGUCUGUCUGUCUGCUGUGUGUGGGUGUGGGUGAGACUUGAGCUUAGUGAGGAUUUCGUUCUUCAUGAUCGUGUCCCUGACACACAUACACACAGAGACAUGGCAGCCACGUCUCCCUUUCUGCCUCUCUAGUUGCAUCGAUCUAGGUGUGCAUCGUACAUGAGUGGUGUGACGCCUCUCUGUUUGAUCUCCGCGUUUGCAAAGCCCAAACCGACAAUGCCGUCCCACUCGAUGGUCUCGAGCAGCGGCACGUCGACCGUCGACGCGAACCCCACACUCUGAUUGGGAACCUCGAUGCCAUCACCGACCACAACCUGCACACCACCACACAGAGAACAUGCAGCCGCCCCUCUCUCUCUGUCUCUCUCUGUGUUGGUUAUAUUUUACUCACCGUCUCGGUUGCGUCUCGUCCGGCGACUUUGCCGCUGAGGUACUCGACGCUGAGUCGCGAGGGCUGGCCGUCUGACGUCCGCCGCGGGCGGUACGUAACACUCCGCCGGUAGAGGGUGUGUCUCGCACAGGCGGGACUCGCACAGCUCUGGUCGGGCACCCACAACUCGCACUACGCACACGGAUGGACACAGAGACGUGAGAUGGGAUUGUCGUUGUGUGUCGGUGGUCGUCUGACCGACCGAUGCUGUGUCGAACAAGACUUUAAAAUGUGUCGUGGGGCUCUUGCUGCAUCCAUCCAUCCAUCCACAGAGACACAGCCAUGCAUCCACCUCGAGUGCGCGUGUGAUUUAUUGGCUGACUUACCCGAUGCCGAUUGUGCCGAAGUAAGUCGCCAGACGCUGCACACAAAGACACAAAAACACAAACCAUUCUGUCAUUCCGUCACUGCUUAGUUUCUGUAUGCGCCUACCUUUGAUGCGAGGACUUGUGUGUGCAGGGGGAGUCUGUCGCCGCCUCGAAGACUCAGCUGCAGAAAGGACGGGGCAGACAGAGUGGCGUUGUGUCUCAU
Messenger RNA from Vitrella brassicaformis, 1980 nucleotides. Lineage: Eukaryota; Vitrellaceae. The record is from the annotation of a GenBank genome assembly.